This is a messenger RNA of Haemonchus placei, 1509 nucleotides long. The record is from the annotation of a GenBank genome assembly. Lineage: Eukaryota; Metazoa; Nematoda; Chromadorea; Rhabditida; Trichostrongylidae.
AUGAGAACGUGGGCUCGCUAUGCGCUUCUAUUCCUCGGUGUAUUUGUAUAUGGAUGGCUCUUUCUCAGAGACUUCUCAGGCGACAGCACGCGCGAUGAGAGUCCGAUAUCAUUUUCCGAAGGCUCGCAAUAUGAAGAGGUUCUGCUUCAGAUGGAAGGCCCAAGCGAGUGUGCUAUGCAUUCAUGCUUCGACUAUACCAAGUGUUCUUCGAAGUUGAAGGUCUUUGUAUACCCCGACAUAGAAGAAUUGCCCCCAUCAGAAGUCUAUCGGAAAAUUCUCACAGCAAUUCGAGAAAGUCAGUAUUUUGUCUCCGAUCCUAAAGAUGCAUGUCUGUAUAUUAUCAGCGUGGAUACGAUUGAUAGGGAUAAAAUCAGUGAAAAUUAUGUACAAGAUGUGGAUCGCUACAUAAGCAAUCUACCUGCUGAGGUAUGGAACGACGGAUUAAACCACAUUAUUUUCAAUCUGUACCAUGGGACAUUUCCUGACUACUCGGAUCACAAUCUGGGCUUUGCCACAAAAAAAGCAAUGAUUGCUCGCGCUUCACCUAGCUUGCAGAACUACCGCUUUGAUUUUGAUAUAUCGUUUCCUCUUUUUCACAAAGAGCAUCCUUUGAGAAGCGCUAUCGAGUGUACCGUAGCCAAUAGCCAGCUUUUCCAAAUAGUUUCUGUAUUCAUAUUUCACUUUACCAUAUUCCAUUUUCAGCAAGAUGUUUCCUUUAAAACUCACGACCAAUAUAUAGUGUCAUUCAAGGGCAAGCGCUAUGUUUACGGCAUUGGUUCUGAGACUCGAGAUUCUCUACAUCAUCUACAUAAUGGUGAGACAGUAGCUAUGGCACACCAAGAUGCAAGAUGUGAAAGCGAUAAUGAAGCUUAUGACAAGUACGCCAAAGUGCUUGCUUCUCAUUUACUGUAUUUCAGCUCAUGCAGUACUCUUUUUGAUAUCCAUGUUGCUUAUAGAUGGGACUACGAGAUGAUGAUGGUCAACUCGACCUUCUGUCUGACACCACGAGGACGACGACUAGGAUCGUUCAGGUUUCUCGAAGCCCUACGGUUGGGUUGUAUACCUGUCGUGCUCUCGGACGACUGGGUUUUGCCAUUCGAUGAAAUUAUUGACUGGUCAACCGCUGCUGUCAUUGUCCCUGAAGACAAUGUACUAUUAGUUCCUGAUAUCUUGCACACAUAUUCGCCGGAGAGCAUAUUCCAGAUGAAACAGCGAGGCUUUUUCAUUUACUACCGAUAUUUUAGCAGUGUCGAGAAGAUCGCGAUGACUGCUUUAGAGAUUGUUUGGGAAAGGAUUCGCUUGUCUGAAGGUUUAGCCCGUAAGAAUUGGAAUCACCUUCAAUAUCCCGACACCUCAAUUGUGUCACAUGAAGCUACUGUGAUCAUUAAGGCCGCAGAAAAAUCGUCUUCUCGUUUACAGAAGGCAGUAACAACUGUGGCUGCUUUGGAUGGUUUGAGCCAAGUAUGUUUUCUUGCUUUAGCUGAACUUUGCAGCAUUAGUAGUAUCUGA